Messenger RNA from Sesamum indicum (sesame), 854 nucleotides. Its product is annotated as cytochrome b5. NCBI's taxonomy places the organism in Eukaryota, Viridiplantae, Streptophyta, Magnoliopsida, Lamiales, Pedaliaceae. The record is from RefSeq and is a predicted model, not a curated record. Gene Ontology annotation, molecular function: heme binding. Gene Ontology annotation, cellular component: intracellular membrane-bounded organelle; membrane.
UGAAGUUGUGAAUGCAGCAAAGGUGGUGCUUUCAUGCAUAAUCACAAACCAUUUCAGGUGGCAACAUUGCAUUCCAUUAUUACUCAAUAAAAGCCACUUGUUUUUUCAUCCCAUCCCAUAAUACAGCACUCCCCCCUCCGCAUCCACACUCUCUUCAACCCCUUUCCCAUUAUCCUUUCUUUACUUAUAUUUCCUCAACUACAAUCAGUCUCUAAUGGCUAAAGUUUUCACUUUUGAUGAGGUUGCUCAGCACAACACCAGAGAGGACUGUUGGCUUGUCCUCUUUGAAAAGGCUUACGAUGUGACUGCUUUCAUAGAUGAGCAUCCCGGUGGUGAUGAUCUUCUGUUGAAUGUAACAGGGAAGGAUGCAACUCCCGAGUUCAAAGCAGCAUGCCACACCUUCAAUGCUUGGAGCAUGAUGGAGAGGCUCUAUGUGGGUGAAGUCGAUAAAUCAACCAUUCCAUUUGAUAACACCACUACCACGCCUUUAUUGCAGACUCUCGCCAAAAAGGGCAAGGACACCACCACCACCACUCCUUCAUCGCAACUUCUCAACACAAAGGGCAAUAAUUCCAAUAAGUACCUCAUCUACCUCCUGCAAUUCUUGGUUCCUUUGAUUAUCGUGAAUUUGGCCGUUGCUUUCUUUUCCAAAUCAUCAGCAUGAAAAAGGGAGUCUAGUUUCUUUGUCUCAUCAUGUAAAAUAAAUCUAUUCAAAAGAAACAUGUUGUCAUUAUCUGACACCAGCUUCUAUUAUAUAAUUAAGGAAAUAGCAGGGUGUUUGUGUCUUAACUUAUGUUUUGUAUUUUCAUAAAUCAGCUUCUAUAAUUAAGGAAUACCAGGGUGCCCUGUCUCAA